ACAGUCACGAAAUUUUGCCUCUUUGUCCGACCGACGCCGCCGAUCGUCUUUAUAAUUAAAUACCUCGUCGGUUGUUGACGUGAAAAAGGUGCACUCUUUAUUUUAUCGCAUCUACGGUUUCGAGGAAUCAAGACAAUUUGGAAUUUCGAUUAUUUGGGAGUUUGUGUUUAAUCCGGAGUUAAAAAAGUGAGAAUGUCAUGACUUCGUGAACCAUAUAUACAUAAAAGUGUACGGCGAAUACUAUAGAGAAGGACCCGGGCUUGAUUUAUAUUUAGAUAGAUUUGUCGAUAUAAGUGUAGAGCAGAGUUGCGAGAUAGAAUCUUGAAGGAGCUCCGAAAAGAAAAAAAAUACGAAGGUGCAAGUAUGUCGGACCCGGAACUCGAAGCGUUGCGACAGCAACGUCUGGCUCAAUUGCAGGCUCAAUAUAAGGGUAAUAAUGCCAACGAUAAACAGAUGGAGGAGAGGAUGCAGCAAAUGGAGGAGAUGAAACAUGCUAUACUGACCCAAGUGUUGGAUCAGUCGGCUAGAGCGAGAUUGAAUACGCUUUGCCUUGGAAAACCGGAGAAGGGCAAAAUGGUGGAAGAGAUGCUCCUGAACAUGGCACAACGCGGACAGCUACCUGGCAAACUUGGAGAGAAAGAACUGAUCAACUUACUCGAAAAUGUCAAUCAGCAGACGCAAAAGAGGACGAUAGUCAAAUUUGAUAGAAGAAGAGCAGCUAUGGAUUUCGACGACGAUAUGGACUUGUAGCAAUUGUACAAAUUUUUCAUUCAAGAGUGUUUAAAUUAGAGACAUUGCGCUCAUGGUUCAUAUUUGCAGUAAGUUACAAUACCCACUACUUUUUGCUUAGUCCUGUUAUUUUUAUGUGCUGCAUUGAAAUAAAAAAGAAAAUUACUAAUGACACUUGAGCGAAUUUUGGUAGUAAUUAGGGGUUCAUCGCAAUAUUAUCAUUCACUUUGCAAUUGAAUGUUGCGUACAUCUGUAAUAGUAGUAACUUGAUUGAAAUACAGAUUUCCAAUGGAUUAUCAUUCACCUCAUAAUCUUCCACUUUUCGAUCUUCCAGAGAUCAAAAAAUCAUUUUCAUACAGAGCCCCACCUAUUAUAUUUCUCUCUGUAAUAAUAGUAAUAAUAAUAUAUAUCUGGAGAAAUAUUUACUCUUUAGAUCUUUUUUUUGUAUACAUAUAAAUACAUUCAGCAAACACAAUUAUUUUUCCAUUCUAAAAAGAAAUGACAGUCACACUUGCAGUCUACAACAGUACAACAAACAUUUCGCACAACCUGCACACAAUGCUAAAUAUUAUUUUAUCCAUACAUAUACAAAAACCAAUUAGUUUGAUGUUUAAUAUGAUUUUACAAACUAUGUGAACAAUUGUGUUUAAUAUACAAAUUUUUGAUAUAUAUUACAUACUCUUUUUUUUUCUUUUCUUUUUUUUUUGUUAAAGCUGUGUUAAGACAAAAUUUUCCCAGUGUGUACAUAUUCGCUUAAUUCCGUAGGUCGUAUUGUCUGGAGGAAUACACAUAAUUUCUCUUUUAUAUAUACAACACGUAAAAGAAAUUAGCAUCGUAUGUACGAAAUGGAUCAAGAAUAAAAUAUAUAUGGAAUGUCGAAAA
Molecule: messenger RNA, 1611 nt
Organism: Wasmannia auropunctata (little fire ant)
Lineage: Eukaryota; Metazoa; Arthropoda; Insecta; Hymenoptera; Formicidae
Gene: PDCD-5
Product: programmed cell death protein 5
Exons: 4
Coding region: 364-750 (128 amino acids)
Cellular component (GO): cytosol; nucleus
Molecular function (GO): DNA binding
Source: RefSeq, a predicted model, not a curated record